Molecule: messenger RNA, 1186 nt
Organism: Phragmites australis (common reed)
Lineage: Eukaryota; Viridiplantae; Streptophyta; Magnoliopsida; Poales; Poaceae
Exons: 1
Coding region: 165-794 (209 amino acids)
Source: RefSeq, a predicted model, not a curated record
CCCCUCCCUCACAUUUCCCACCCCCCGGCCGUCCCCACCUCAGUAUAAAACCCAGCUCCUCCCACCACCACCAACCAAAACCACGUCCGCCUCGCCGCAGAUCUGCUUCCGCCCUCCCCUUCUCACACACCGGCACCGCAUCGCUACUCAGUAGCUCUGCUUCCAUGGCGGCAUUGCCUCGCGCCGCGCUCCUCCUCAUCCCGCUCCUCCUCGCCACCAAGGCGCGGUCCCAGGACGAGUCCCCCAUCUCCCUCGCCCCCGCGUCCGCCCCCACCGCUUCGCAUCUCCACCCUGACUCCGUCGCCGACUCCGAAUCCGCUCGCUCUCCCAUCUCCCAACCCCCUGCCUCCUCCUCACCAUCCGCCGCCCCCGCCGACGACAUCGCGCACUCUCCUCCGGCCCCGCCCGAGACCUCCCCCUUCCCGGCCCCUUCGGUCUCGCCGGCGCAGGCGCCAUCCUACCUCCCGCCCACCCACCCGCGUUCCGCAACGCCCGCUCCCGCGCCCGCCGCCGAGAAGGAAGCUGAUGGCAACAAGGACAAGGAUGACGAUAAGCCCUUGUCCUCCCCCGCGCCCGCUCCGACCGCCGCGGAGAUGAAGGCCGCGAGUGGCACCGGGGACGGAGAGGCCGGGAGCCACGAGGAGUUGAACGGCGGCAAGAAGGCCGGCGUGGUAGUCGGCGCCUUCACGGCCGCCGCGGUCGUCGGGCUGGGCGCCUUCGUGUGGAAGAAGCGGCGGGCCAACAUCCGCCGCGCCAGGUACGCCGAGUACUCCGCGCGCCUCGAGCUCGUCUGAGCAUCCUAUCCAUCACCGAGCUUCACUCCACUGUUGGACCGGGUUGGAGAUACAAGCAUGCAUCCUACACUGAAGAUGCAUCUAUCCAUUAAUUCUUCUGUGAUGUGUCCGUGUUCUUGACCCGUCCAUGAUAGAGUAUUGUUCACUAUUUCUUCUUCUUGGUGUAAUUGAUUCUUUGGUGGUGAUCGAUUAUUAGAGGAAUAAACAGGAUACGAAAUUGAUAUGGAGAUGAGGAGAUGAUAUUGAUUUUUGUACACAUUUGUUACACUAGUAUACCACACUGUGUUCUUCUUGUAAUUGUUGUUACACCUACGAUUAUUCAUUGGACAUUGGAUUCAAAUGUGUCAGUUAGACACAGGCACACAAAGAUUAUCAGUGCAGUGGUAUGAACA